Penicillium paradoxum is the source of this 2709-nucleotide messenger RNA. RefSeq lists its product as uncharacterized. The record is from RefSeq and is a predicted model, not a curated record. Gene Ontology annotation, molecular function: protein binding. Bases 1 to 2709 code for a protein of 902 amino acids. The transcript has 3 exons. NCBI's taxonomy places the organism in Eukaryota, Fungi, Ascomycota, Eurotiomycetes, Eurotiales, Aspergillaceae.
AUGUCAUAUCCUCAACAUUCCGCGCAGAGGCCGCCACCUUUGCGACAAUACAGCAAUGCUGCCCCACCUUCUAUAAAAUCCCCUGGAGGUUACUCGCAAGCUGGAUCCCACAGUGGAUUUAGCGACAGUGGCAUGGGGAGUCAAGACGGUUAUGACGAUGCGGCGUACAGCUACCAGUCCAGUUCUUCCGGUUCGCAGCCAUAUCCCGCUCCUCAGUCUCAGCCACGCUCGAUGCGCCCACCAGGUCCACCAGGCCCGGGAUAUGGGCGACCUCCAGGGCCCGGAUACGAUGAUCGGCGUGGCUAUCCUCCCAACGGACGACCACCGCCGCAAUCGCGAUCGCGAACACCUGGUGGGCGCCCACCCCCAGGCGGAUCUUUCGAUAAUCCUUUCCCCUCCUUCCCUAAUCGAGACCCCAGAGAUCCAAGGGCCCCCAGAGACCCGAGAGAUCGGCGCGGUCCGCCACUGCAAGGACUAGAGACUGAUAUGGCCGCGAUGGACAUCAAUGGCAGGGGGCCCCCUAGACCGCACACCUCAAAUGGAAGACGCCCAGAUAUGCGACAGCCACCUCCACGUGGACCUCCGCCGGGCAGAGGCCGAGGGGGUUAUCCGAUGGGUCCUGUGCGAGCCGCUAGCUCAGGCAGGCCUCCUCGAUCCGAUCGGGAUUACUUGGAUUCUAUGAGUCCACCUAUGCCUCCUCCGCCGCGAAGCACAACGAUGCCGCUUGCACCAGCUGCACCACUCUACCCAGGCCAGUCGACCUACCAAGAAACGGAAUAUGCACCAAGUUUCGCAGGCGAACCUCCCAUGCGUCCAGAUACUGCGGGAAGCAUGCGAUCUCCACAAUCCCGUGCGCCCAACGAUAUAGACUCAGGCCUAAUGUUACCCGUUGCUGGUAUGAUGAUCCCACCGGAGCCUGCUAAUCGCGUUUCAUAUGCGCCCAAGGAGUUUCUGGACAGUUACUAUGAGACUGGUGGUGGGGGUGGGGGUGGUGGUGCUGAUACCGAUCCCGAUGAGCCCGAUAUGCCCAAUUUUGAUGCAAUGCCAGAUGCUAGAAAUCACCACCUAAUUGAUGAGAUGGGACUGGACCCAACACCAGUCAGGAGACCAGGCCCCGGUCCAACUUCUUCUGGGAAUUACCCAUCGUAUUCCCCAGGUGGAGGUGAUGAUGCACGCUCCCAAACCCCACCGAACUUUCAACAAGCAAACAGCGCAAACCAGUUUGAAAAUGCGGGAUUCCAAUUUGAUAUCCCCGCAGAAGGUCCCACUGGUCCUGCUUACGGCCACCCAUCCCAUGCUGGUUAUGCAUCGAAUGGAUAUGAGGAUUAUGCUGGUUACUCGCAUGGUCCCUCCCCGGUCCCGACAAACCAGCCGGCUUAUCCUCAUGACCAAGCUGAGAUGCCAGACCCUCAGCAAAACCCCGAUGCCCUUCCUCACCACCCUGUUCCAUUCCGCCCUGGUCACGACCAGGCAUCAAAACCUGCGCCCCUUCGGCAAUACGGCACCCCCGAAGCCGCCCCUGCUCCUGUUGCUCCACAGCCGAUGAUGACGCCUGCUCCAACGGCCCCGGCACCUGUCACGACCGAGGAACUCCAAAAGCUCCAGCAGAAGGCGCGAGCCAACCCUUCUGAUCAGAAGACACAACUUCUGCUAGCCAAAAAGCUGGUCGAGGCAUCCACCGUCCUAGUAGGGGAUAACAGCCGACUUGAUCCCAAAACCAGAUCCAAAGCCAAGGAGAAAUAUGUGAUGGAUGCACAUAAAAUUGUCAAAAAGCUUGUUACCGCUGGAUAUUCCGAGGCUCAGUUCUUUUUGGCCGACUGCUAUGGCGAAGGCCUACUGGGACUGGAAGCAGACCCCAAAGAAGCUUUCUCACUCUAUCACUCCGCCGCGAAGCAAGGUCACGCACAGUCUGCAUACCGUGUGGCUGUGUGUUGUGAGAUUGGCCAGGAAGAAGGUGGCGGAACCAAACGUGAUCCGUUUAAAGCCGUUCAGUGGUACAAGCGUGCAGCUGCGCUUGGUGACACACCCGCAAUGUACAAAAUGGGCAUGAUUAACUUGAAGGGAUUGCUGGGUCAAGCCAGAAAUCCCCGUGAGGGUGUAUCGUGGCUCAAGCGCGCAGCUGAGCGUGCGGACCCGGAAAACCCACACGCACUCCAUGAACUUGCUCUCAUGUAUGAGAAUGCUGGCGGCAAUGAUAUCAUUGUCCGUGACGAGCAGUACGCCUCUCAGCUGUUCCAUCAGGCUGCCGAGCUGGGCUAUAAAUUCUCUCAGUUCCGACUUGGUACUGCGUACGAGUACGGACUGAUGGGUUGCCCCAUUGACAAUCGCCUGAGCAUUAUCUGGUACACUCGUGCCGCUGCUCAGGGUGAGCACCAGAGUGAACUCGCCCUCAGUGGUUGGUACCUCACCGGAUCUGAGGGCAUUCUAUCACAGAACGACACCGAAGCCUAUCUGUGGGCCCGCAAGGCCGCCACUGCAGGUCUUGCUAAGGCAGAAUAUGCUAUGGGAUAUUUCACCGAGGUUGGAAUCGGUGCUGCUCCCAAUCUAGAUGAUGCAAAGCGAUGGUACUGGCGCGCAGCUGCUCAAGGAUUCCCCAAAGCCCGAGAGCGUCUUGAAGACCUCAAGAAGGGCGGAAACCAAAUGGAAAAAACCCGUCUGUCUCGCUCGGCUGUUAAUAAACAGAGUGAUGGGGACUGUGUUCUCAUGUAA